AUGAUGAGAGGUGCGCCAAUUAUCGUUUUAAGCCAAGAAACAAAGCGCGAAACUGGACAUCAAGUUCAGACAGGAAACAUCACUGCCGCAAAAACAAUUGCGGACGUUAUUCGAACUAGUUUGGGUCCUUGCGCGAUGUUAAAAAUGCUGAUGGAUCCUAUGGGAGGUAUUGUAAUGACAAAUGAUGGGAAUGCUAUUUUACGCGAAAUUACUGUGAAGCAUCCUGCGGCCAAAUCAAUGAUUGAUAUUGCUAGAACACAGGACGAAGAAACUGGUGAUGGCACAACAUCUGUGAUCGUUCUAGCUGGAGAGGUUAUGGCUCAAGCCCAGCAAUUUUUGGAUCAAAACAUACAUCCAACAGUGAUUAUUCAGGCAUACCGUAUGGCUUUAGACGAAAUGAUUGCCUUAGCUGAAUCGAAAUUUAGCAAGCCAAUUGACGUAAGCAAAGAUAAGGAAGUAGCUGAAGUAGUUAAGUCUUGCUUGGGAACUAAAAUGCUUGCUAAAUGGAUGGACUUGGCAGUAAAAAUUGCUCUAGAUGCCGUAAAAACUGUUUCUGUUACGAGAUAUGGACAUCAAGAAAUUGAUAUAAAACGAUAUUGUAGGAUCGAAAAGAUUCCUGGAGGUACAAUUGAAGAUAGUUGUGUUGUGAAGGGAGUGGUAUUAAAUAAGGACGUGACGCACGCGAAAAUGGCGAGAAGAAUAGAAAAGCCGCGGGUUCUUCUUCUUGACUGCAAUCUAGAAUAUAAGAAGGGUGAGAGCCAAACAACCCUGGAGAUUAUGCAUGAAGAAGAUAUUAGCAAAGUUCUCGAGCAGGAAGAGGCUGCAAUAAAGAAAAUGUGUGAUGAUGUGAUCCGUGUUAAACCAGACGUUGUAUUCACUGAGAAAGGGGUCUCUGAUUUGGCUCAGCAUUUCUUGUUAAAGGCAGGGAUCACUGCAAUUAGGAGGUUGAAGAAAACAGAUAAUAAUCGGCUUGCUAGAGUGACAGGUGCUACCAUUGUAAAUGACACACAAGAUCUCAAAGAGGAAGAUGUUGGUACAAAAGCUGACUUGUUCGAGGUCAGUAAAAUCGGUGACGAAUAUUACGUAUACGUGACGUCGAAAGAAACCACAGCAGUUACAUUAGUUUUGAGAGGUCCAAGCAAGGACAUAAUAAAUGAAAUGGAACGGAAUCUUCAAGAUGCUUUGAAUGUUGUUCGGAACGUGCUUAUUAAUCCACGCCUGGUUCCUGGUGGUGGUGCUUUAGAAAUGGCUUUGGCUCAGGCUUUAAAUGAAAAAGGAAAAUCAAUUGAGGGUGUUAGACAGUGGCCUUUCAAGGCGGUAGCACGUGCUCUUGAAGUUAUUCCUCGCACACUUAUUCAGAACUGUGGUGGUUCAACAAUACGGCAACUUACCGCUUUGAGGGCUAAGCAUGCACAAUCUUCAGACAACUGGACUUGGGGUAUUGACGGCACUACGGGACAACUGGUAGAUAUGAACACACUUAAAAUAUGGGACCCUCUUUCUGUGCGACUCCAGGUGCUGAAAACUGCCGUUGAAACAUCGGUUAUGUUACUGAGAAUAGAUGAUAUUGUUUCUGGCACGAAAAAACGUGAUGGCGGCGAUGGUCCAACGGCUGAAAUGCCUCAAUGA
Molecule: messenger RNA, 1629 nt
Organism: Enterobius vermicularis (human pinworm)
Lineage: Eukaryota; Metazoa; Nematoda; Chromadorea; Rhabditida; Oxyuridae
Source: the annotation of a GenBank genome assembly